UUGAGGUUCCUUUCAUUCAGCAGUUUGACCAAGAUGACGCCCGCACACUUUGUCUUCUGGCUGAUGUGCCUGCUCCUGGUGAACAUGGCUCAGACAGAAAACGUCUCUUCGGCUCUCCGUCAGAAAAGCAGCGUUUUGUCAGCCGAAGCUGGAGAGACUUUGACUUUGGAAUGUUUCUAUGAAACUGAUGAUGAUGCCAAGUUCAGCUGGUAUAAGCUAACCUUGGGACAAAAGCCACGACUCAUUUCCACUGUGUUCAAAUAUGGAGAGCGUACUUUUUACAAUGAAUAUGUAAACAAUCCACGUUUCAGCCUGGACUCUGGAAAAGGUAAAAACCACCUGAUUAUUGCCGGGCUGCAGCCUUCAGACACAGCCACUUACUACUGCUCCAGGGGUUACAUAUACAAUUUCGAAUUUGGAAAUGGCACUACGGUGUUCGUGAAGGGUUCAGACUCGAACAUGCAGACUUUGGUCCAUCAGGUAGAAUCUGAGGCAGUCCAGCCGGGAGGUCACGUGACUCUAACCUGCUCAGUAGAAUCUGGGAGCUGUGAUGGAGAACACAGUAUUUACUGGUUCAAGAACAAUGGAGAAUCAGUUCCAGGACUCCUGUACAGCCGCAGAGGCAGAAAGGAUCAGUGUGGACAGAAAACUCAGGAGCAAACCCGCUCAUGUCAGUACAGCCUGCUGCUGCAGAACCUGACUGGGUCUCAGGCUGGAACCUACUACUGCGCUGUGGCUUCCUGUGGACACAUAGUGUUUGGAAAUGGAACCAAACUGGACGUUAAAGACGAGGUGAAUUCUAUCCAGCAUCUUCUUACUGGAGCUUUGGCCUUCACUUCCUUCUUGAGUUUUUUACAAGCUCUCUUGUUGUUCAGGAUUUAUAAGAGAAAGAACUCCAACACCUCAGAGCCUCAUUCCAGACUCUCCCAUCCUGACACAAGAACUGCAGAGAGGGAAGACCAAAAUGAAGAAGACCUCCAGUAUGCAGGUUUGAGGCUCCAGAAGGUUUUCACAUCAACAAGACAAGACCAGAGAAAUGAAAUGAUUGACUGUGUGUAUUCUGCUAUAAAGAAGUAAAACUAGAGUUUAGUUUUGUAUGAUCAUGACAUCAAAAAUGCUAUAGCCAUCAAUUGUUAUUAACGUUGCCACUGGCAACCUUUCGCAAAAAUGAUAUUAAAAUGACAUAGAGCUGUGUAGAAGAGAAAGUUACGAUGUUUGAUGUAAUAAAAUAUAUUUGGGUUGGUCUAUUUAGACAUCAGGCUUUAAAAUAAUUACCACCAACAAUUACCAACCUACAACUUCAAAUGUCGAAGUAUGUUCUGGGAUUUUAUCUGAUCUGUUCACCUCAAACGUGUCGACUGAUUUCUAAGUAACUUCAAAGCUUCAGAAUAACAAGUGAUUAAACACAUUACUGUUGUUAAAUUGUCUCAUAAUUUACAAGCCACAAAAAUGACAAUACUGAAAAUUGCAUACAUUUUUUAUUUUUUUUUAUCAUCUUAACUGUUAAACAGCCUUUAAAAAAAAAAAAAAAAAAAAAUCCAACUAAUGUUGAUCCACUUCAUUACUGUUCAUUCCACAACAAACAGAGUUUUCUCAAUAUUCCGGGAUAAACAAAAUAAGCUGAGCUCAAAAUGCAACAAGUCACUGUGACAGUAAAACAUAAAUUUAGUUGGGGUUUUUUCCUCUUAAAUUCCAAUUUUAUUAUUAUAAUGCCAUACUUUACUAAGGAAACACAUUUUUAACCUUAAGUAAUUAAUCACACUAUGAGAUGAAACUUUGUCCCAUUUAAGAUGAAUAAAAUUCUGUAAUGUUUCUUACUGUUUUUCUAUUUCAGUCAUCUGGAAAUAUACAUAAAAUCACAUUCAGUGUAAAGAAACGCCCCUGUGUGUUAAAUUAAAAAACUUGCGUUGAAUGUUUUCCACCGUAAUUUAAUUACUAAGAGUAUUUAACAGUACAGUGAUUGUGUUCCGACCUGUGCAAUAAUAAUGACGUAUAAAUGAAUUAAAAAAAUUCUCCUUCCACAUGAUUGAUAUGUCCUAUAUAAUAGAUUUCGCUUGAAAGAGCAGGAUGAAUGUCAGCAGGUCCACCUGAGCUGUGAAUCCCUGUAGCCCCUCCAGAGUCUCCCUGUCCCUGCUCAGCAUGUCAUGGUGGGGUUGCAGCUGUGCCAUUUCAUUUAAUACUUUCAGAUGGUGGAUUGAACAGAGCUCUGGGAAGUUUUUGGUUUAUUGUGCUACAUUCAGUGAUGAAAGAAGAAUUUACCUCCUUGGAUGUUUUAUUAUCAUCAACAAUAACCAA
Messenger RNA from Gambusia affinis (western mosquitofish), 2295 nucleotides. Its product is annotated as immunoglobulin kappa light chain-like. Bases 34 to 1077 code for a protein of 347 amino acids. The transcript is spliced from 5 exons. The record is from RefSeq and is a predicted model, not a curated record. Lineage: Eukaryota; Metazoa; Chordata; Actinopteri; Cyprinodontiformes; Poeciliidae. Gene Ontology annotation, biological process: response to bacterium.